GAGUCGCCGCCGCCUGCCGCGCGCCAUGGCCGCGCCGCGCCGCCGCUGACGAGCCGACCGCGCCCGAGCGCGACCAGCCCACCCUCGCCCCACGCCCGACCCUCGCUACGCCGCCGCUAGGUAACGUACCCUGGCCCUCCGACCCUCGUGCCCGCUCCCUCCCGCCCGACAUAUGUAGCUCACUAACAGUCGCCGCGGCCGUAUCUGAACUAUAAGUACUGGUGUUCGACGUCAGUGAUCGUGCUCAUCGUGUGUUCCACUCUCGACUGCUCUCAUGCUCUAUUGAUAGUUACUUUCAAAUGACCUCAGUAGAUGAAUUUGUGAAUUCAUCAGCAUGGCUUGUAAAGGUGUCGGGGGCGCAGCGCGGGCGCGAGCGGCAUGCGGCCCCUGCGGCAGACGCCCAUGGAGGUCGGCUAGCGGCGCGCGUGCACCCCGCGCGCCCGCACCGCCCCGACGACAACAUGGACCUCGCGUCAAUGCCCCGCCACCGACCACUCGCCUUCGAUAAGAUGGAAGCUUUGAUAAAAGAAAUGCAAGAUCCAGAGACCGGUGUACCAGUGCGGAGUCAAAAAUUGUUUCUUAGCUUCAUACCUUCUGCUUUUACGGGCUACGAUCUUGUCGAAUGGCUAAUGGAAAGGUUUAAUUUAGAUGAGACUACCAAUGGUGAGUUACGUGUUGAAGCAAUAAGUUUAGGCAAUCAACUCUGCCAAUAUGGUUACUUCUUUCCUGUCAACGAUUCGAAAAACCUUGUGUUAAAGGAUGAUUCUUCUCUUUAUAGAUUUCAAAGUCCUUACUACUGGCCAUGGCAAGGGCCGCGCGUGGCCGGCGCAGGGUCCUGUGCGCCGACGGUGGGCCCCGACAACGUGGAAUACGCCAUCUACCUCGUGAAGCGCACGCUUCGCAACAAGCAACGUCACGGCCUAGAGGAGUACGAGCAGGAAGCCCUCGCCAAUCUCAAAAAGAAUCUCGCUGCGAAGUGGGACUUCAUCACUAUGCAAGCUGAAGAACAAGUACGGUUAGCGAAGGAGAGGAAAAAAGGUGACAAAAUAGUGAGCGAUAGUCAAGAACGGGCGUACUGGAGGGUUGCCCGACCACCUCCUGGCGUGCCGAGCGCGCUGGAACCGUGCCCUGUGCCCGUACGCACGAGACAACCUAAGCCUAAGAAACGUACGAUAGAACAAGUUACUCGAGAGAUUGAACAUCUAAAAGCGAGCCUGGACCGUACGAGAGUGAAGACUUCUAUUGCCCUUGAGGCCCUUAUGGCCUAUUCGGAGACCUUCGCUCCGUACGAUGCCUGGCUCACGCCGCCGCAACCUUCCAACCCUUGGAUCACUGAAGACACUCUCUUCUGGCAGAUUAAUAGCCCAAUCGUGGAGGUACCAAGCGAAAAGCGUGUACAACGAUGGGCUCUGUCAAUAGAAGAACUGGUGUCUGACCCAACUGGCCUUCAAGAAUUCACUAGUUUCCUUAGAAAAGAAUAUUCACACGAAAACAUACGUUUCUGGCUUGCGGUUAUGGAUUUACGGCGAAGUAGUACUAAACAAAUACCUAAGAAACUAGAGGAUAUUUACGAGGAGUUCCUAAAACCCGGUGCGCCGUGCGAGAUAAACAUCGACGGUGCGACCGCCGAGCGCGUGGCCGAGGGCAUCCGGAGUGGCUCCCGGUACGCCCUGGACCACGCCGCGGACCACGUGUACGGCCUUCUGCUCAAGAAGGACUGCUACCCGCGGUUCAUACGCUCCGACCACUUCCAGCGGCUACUCACUGAGGGACGGAACGUGUACCAGAAGAAAGCCAAAUUUUUCAAUUUCGGCGGGCAAGUGAAGAAGAAGCCCGGUUCGACGAGCGGUAGUGGCGGCAGCGGCGGCGGCGUGGCGCUGUCGCGGCGCCGCGGUUCCGACCGCUCGCUGUCGGGCUCCGCGCACGAGCUGGCCGUGUGCGCCGCGCAGCCGCCGCGCGCGCCCGAGCCGCCGCCCCACAGCCACUCGCAGUCCAACCUUUGCGACAUACCCUUUAGGGAUCCCCUCGAUGAUGACACGGCGGACGUACUUCCAUGGGAGAGUUCGUCGAGGGAAUGUCCGUAUGGAGCUACGAGGAAGCGGCAAGAUUCGACUGCCGAUUCCGGAAGCUCGUCGUCGGACGUGAGCGCGGCGGUGGGCGCGAGCGAGCGCAUCAAGCGCCUGCCGCAGCAGAGCACGCUCGACGGCGGGCUGCGCGGCGCGCCGCCGCCCCUGCGCCGCCUGUCGGCCGUGGAGCCGCGCCACCUGGCCCCGCUCGCCUCGCCGCCGCACUCGCCGCGCAUGCCGCGCGUGGCGCCCGGCCCGCCCGCGCCUGCGCCGAUACCGUCGUACCACCCCACACCCACCAUCAGCGUUAGCUCUGCGCCGGACGAGGAGUCGGCGGGCUCGCCCUCGCGAACCGCUUCGCCGGAAGAUCGUCGUUCCCUGGCGCACUCCGAAGAGCCCUCCUCGGUGUUCGCGUCGGCGGACGCCACGCCCACGGAACCGGCCCUCGCCUUCGGCGAUCGGUGUACGAUGGCCAUCGACGCGGACGCUGCGACCGACAUCGGUGGUUCGAAAUCAGAAAUUUCAGAUGUAAAAUUAAAAGCGAUCUCGGAUGACACGGCGACCCUGACCGCGUCUAUCGGAUCAUGCGACGAAUCGCGAACGGAAUCGAAAGAAGAAUCGCACGCGGACUCCAAGGAGGAGUCGGCAAGGUCUGGUGACGAUGAACCUGCGUCCGUGCGUCUGCCGCCAUCCCGGGAAGCGUCCGUAUCUUUAGAGAGCAAGUCGACCCCGAGUAGGGAGGUCGGGGAUGUUAAGAGAAAAGAAGACAUAGCUAGUCGGAUGGAAGGCGAACCCGCGAGUGUCGUGAGUAGUGCGGUUCCGGAGGCGACGGCCGCGCCGAGCGCUCCGCCGGCAGCGCUGCCGGUGGCGCCGCUCGCGGUCUGCGAAGACAUCGGCGUCGACGACGACAACGCGGACAAAGUGCCUUCGCUGCCACCGCAGAGAGUCUCCGGAGAUUCCAAGACGGCGUCCGAGUCUGACGCGUUGAAAAAAAUUGCUCAUAGAGACGAACUGUCGUCGGUUUCAGAAUCUGAUAUAGUUAAGCGUGAAAGUAAAAGCGGAGUCAGUGAACGUAAGCAGCGAAACGACAUUUGUCCCUGGGAGGACGAGAGUUCCUGCGAGACCGACGCUCCCUUUGUUAAAACUUAUGCAACGCUCGGUUAUUUAUAAUAUAAUUUAUGUAGGCGAAUGUCGAGAAUAUUUUAUGAUGUCAGGGUUAUAGACAAAAAAUAUUUAAUUUUUUAUCUUAGGCCCUAUGUUUCGAUUCUCACAGAGUUAGAGCAUUAUUGUGUAAUUAUAUGAAUAUUUUGAAGUAAAUGAUCGUUAAUUAUUAGAA
Maniola jurtina (meadow brown) is the source of this 3402-nucleotide messenger RNA. RefSeq lists its product as uncharacterized. Bases 300 to 3236 code for a protein of 978 amino acids. The record is from RefSeq and is a predicted model, not a curated record. Gene Ontology annotation, biological process: regulation of G protein-coupled receptor signaling pathway; G protein-coupled receptor signaling pathway; intracellular signal transduction. NCBI's taxonomy places the organism in Eukaryota, Metazoa, Arthropoda, Insecta, Lepidoptera, Nymphalidae. The transcript has 14 exons.